Colletotrichum godetiae is the source of this 3438-nucleotide messenger RNA. RefSeq lists its product as uncharacterized. The transcript has 6 exons. NCBI's taxonomy places the organism in Eukaryota, Fungi, Ascomycota, Sordariomycetes, Glomerellales, Glomerellaceae. Gene Ontology annotation, biological process: translation. Gene Ontology annotation, molecular function: protein binding; structural constituent of ribosome. Gene Ontology annotation, cellular component: ribosome; small ribosomal subunit. The record is from RefSeq and is a predicted model, not a curated record. Bases 1 to 3438 code for a protein of 1145 amino acids.
AUGUCAGGCAACACCCUUAGAGGCACGCCCAAUCGCGGCCAGGCCCGUGGAGGCAUCCCCUUCACCCAGAGCCCCUCCGUCACAGGCUCUGCACCUCCCGCCGCCGUAUCCUCUGGCAUUCCGCGCCCUGUCCUAGAAACCCAGGCUACCCAGAGCGAAGUUGGCGGCGGCGGCGGCGGUGGUAGUGGAUCAGGAGUCAGUGCCAGUCGGCAGAAGCAGACCAAGAGAGAUGAGCUAUCGGACCGCGUCUUCAAUCGGACCUCCAGAAGCUAUUCCCACUGCAACAACUGCUACCUCCAAAUGGCCAGACUUACCUACGGCGAGCUCGAAAGAGCCAGAAUGCUCGACACAAUGGAUACUGACUACUACGUCAAGGCAAUUCGCAAGAAGAUGGAGAGCGAUCUCUCAAAGAAGAAGCACCUCACGAGCCGAGCCCGUCACUCACGCAAAGCCCCGCCGGGAACCGUCCUCGCCUUGAAGCCUAGUCAAGCCCUGCAGAUCAAGCCCGCCACCACCGUCGCCGAGGCUGCCCAGCUCAUGGCCGCCAAGCGCGAGGACUGCGUGCUCGUCACCGACGACGACGACCGUAUCGCCGGUAUCUUCACCGCCAAGGAUCUCGCCUUCCGCGUCGUCGGCGCCGGCCAGAAGCCAAACCACAUCACCAUUGCCGAGAUCAUGACCAAGAACCCCCUCUGCGCCCGCACCGACACCAGCGCCACCGACGCCCUCGAUCUCAUGGUCCGCAAGGGUUUCCGUCACUUGCCGGUCAUGGACGAGAACCAAGAUAUUUCCGGUAUUCUCGACAUUACAAAGUGUUUCUACGAUGCCAUGGAGAAGCUGGAGCGUGCCUACUCGUCCUCGAGACGUCUGUACGAUGCCCUCGAGGGUGUCCAGUCCGAGCUCGGCACGAGCCAGCCGCAACAGAUUAUCCAAUACGUUGAGGCUCUGCGUUCCAAGAUGUCGGGCCCGACUCUCGAGUCGGUCCUCGACGGACGGCCCCCGACAACGGUCAGCGUGAGAACCUCGGUCAAGGAGGCGGCACAGAUGAUGAAGGAGAACCGAACCACUGCCGUCCUGGUGCAAGAUCAGGGCGCCAUCACUGGUAUCUUUACCAGCAAGGAUGUCGUCCUUCGUGUCAUUGCCCCUGGUCUUGACCCCGCGACGUGCAGCGUUGUCCGCGUCAUGACGCCUCACCCGGACUUUGCUCCCAUGGAAAUGAGCAUCCAGGCUGCUCUCCGCAAGAUGCACGACGGCCACUACCUCAACCUUCCCGUCAUGAACGAGGGCGGCGAAAUCGUCGGUAUGGUUGACGUUCUCAAGCUCACCUACGCUACCCUCGAGCAGAUCAACACCAUGUCCACUUCAGACAGCGAAGGACCCGCGUGGAACAAGUUCUGGCUUUCGCUUGACGACGGCACCGAGUCCAUGAUGUCCGGCGAGGGCAGCCACACCCAUCACACAAAUCUGGGCUCACGCAUCAUGUCUCCCGACAUCACCCGGGAGCGCAUCGGCGACAGUGUUGCUCCCGGUGACUCUGCCUCCCACGUCGGCUUGGAGUCACCGCCUCGCUCCGCCGUCACCGGCAACAGCCCGGCUCAGCAGUCCCCUGCGGAACUGCCCUUCCCCUUUAAGUUCAAGGCCCCAUCCGGCCGUGUGCACCGCCUGCAGGUCAUCGCCUCCCAGGGUAUCUCAGCGAUGGUUGCCAACGUUGUUGCUAAGCUGGGAAGCGAGAUCGACGCCAUUGGCGGCGCUCCCGUGGCCGACGAGGGCAAGAUCUCGGGUGGCUUCGCGCUCAGCUACCUCGACGACGAGGGUGACUCCGUCUCCAUCACGACAGACAAUGAUUUGCUCGAGUCCAUUCUCCUCGCCCGCCAGAGCCGUCGGGAAAAGGUCGACCUGUUCGUCCACGACCCCGAGAAGCCCCCCGUUUCCGCCGCACCCCCCACUAUCGAGACCAUUGCGCUCCCCACUCCUCCCAUCUCCGCCACGCCCGACCUGCGCCGGAGAAGAGCCUAUGAUGACGAGGACGACGAGGCGGAGGAUGAGGACGAGGAUGAGUCUACGAUCCGCAGGUCGCGUCGCGCGAAACACCACGCACCUGCCGAGAAGGAGGUCAUUGCCGGCGUCCCGAAUGAGCUGCUGCUUCCCGGUGCCAUUGUGACGUUGGCGGUUGUCAUUGUCGGUGUGUUCACGAUCUCGCGCCUGACCAGUAGCACCAACGCCGCCCGCCAAAACGCCAUGAUUGUCAGAAGCAUAGUCAGCCGGCAUGGCAGCAGAGCCUUGCUGGCGCCAGCAGUCGCCCGAUCAUGCCACCGCGCCGGCAUCACAACCGACGCCCUCGUCGGCGCCAUGACGCCCGAGACCUUUGCAGACUUGACCACCUCUGCCGCCCUCGGCCAGAUCCCAGGCCGAACCGCCGCCCCUUCGCUCCAGCACGAUCCGGAUGCCGUCGCCGCGCGCACCGAGGCGAUUGAAGCGCGCUCCAAGACGGUGCCCAACGCCUACAACCGCUUCCGCCGCCAGCAGAACCUUCACGCCCGCGUCGGCGCCUCCGUGGGGCGGCCGUACGUCCCCUCUGCGCUGAUUGAGAACCCGCCGAGUCCCAAGGACAUCAGCCUCGAGCUCCUGAUGGCGAGUCAGACGCACAUGGGGCACCAUACCUCGCGCUGGAACCCGGCGAAUGCGAGGUACAUUUAUGGUGUGCGUCAGGGGAUUCACAUCAUUUCGCUCGAGACGACGGCGGCGUACCUCCGUCGCGCGGCGCGCGUCGUCGAGGAGGUGGCGUACCGCGGCGGGUUGAUCUUGUUUGCGGGCACGAGGAAGGGACAGAUGGAUAUCGUGACGAGCGCGGCGAAGCUGGCGGGCGGGUGUCAUUUGUUUACCAAGUGGACGCCCGGCAACAUUACGAACCGCGAUGUGAUUAACCAGGGGAAAGAGGUGCGGAUCGUGGAUGAGAAGGAUUUGACGCUGCAGGGGUUUGAGAGGUUGCAGAGGACGGGGAGGCCGUUGGUGCCCGACUUGAUUGUGUGUUUGAAUCCGAGGGAGAAUUAUACCAUGCUGUACGAGUGUGGGUUGGCGAAUGUCCCGACGAUUGGGAUCAUUGAUACGGAUGCGAAUCCGGAUUGGGUUACGUAUGCUGUUCCUGCCAAUGAUGACAGCUACCGAUCCGUCGCCGUCAUCGCAGGCGUCCUCGGACGCGCGGGCGAAGCGGGCCAGAAGCGCCGUCUCGCGGCCGCGGAGAAUGGCGAGUCGGAGUGGACUACCCCCUUGGAGACGCAGCGCUUCAUGAAGGCCCAGGAGAAGGCGUGGAAGACGGAGUUGAAGAAGUGGGAGAUGACGAGCACGUUUUCGGCACACAAUAAGGGUGAGAGCGAGGAGGCGAGGCUGCUUGAGAUGUUGCAGGUUGAUCGGACCAAGGCUGUUGACGGUGAGCUUUGA